UGGAUACCAACUCUUUUCUUUUACUACACCCGGUCAUCGAACAGCCUCUUGCCUCGAGUUAGCUUUCAAUUUUGCCGUUUCGAGGAAAAAACCGGAAGUCUCGGAGAAAAUGGUGAUUCUCAGAUCAUUAUUGCGUUCUGUUCGCGCCAGAUCUUACGUCAUCGCCGGCGUCACGCACCGGAAUUUACUACAGAGUCACCAUCAGGCUGCCCGAAGUUUCUUCUCUCUGUCGUCUCAUCGUUCUUCUUUCUCAGAUUUUCCGCCGAGAGUUUCUUCUGCAGAUUGUGGCUAUCUAUCUGGUGUAGCGCACGCUAGAUUUUUUAGUGUUGAUGUAGUUAAUAUGCCUACAAUUGGAGAUACCAAGCUUCAGAAUGCUUUCAAGGAUUUGAUGGCUGCAAGUUGGGAUAACCUUCCCGAGUCUGUUGUCUAUGAUGUAAAGGCAGCAUUAUCUGGAAGCACUGAAGACAAGGCUGGAAAGGAAAUUGUGGAAAAUGUUUUCAGAGCAGCUGAAGCGGCAGAGGAUUUUGGUGAUAUACUUGUCAACUUGAAAAUGGAAAUUGAUGAUAGCAUUGGUGUCAGUGGCGAGGAUGUUAAGCCUUUGUCUGAUGAGCUUAAGAAGGCACUACAAACAGUUUAUGAUCGCUAUACAGCCUACUUGGAUGCAUUUGGUCCUGAGGAAAACUAUCUGCGAAAGAAAGUUGAAACCGAGUUAGGAACUAAGAUGAUAUACUUGAAAAUGAGAUGCAGUGGCCUUGGAUCCGAGUGGGGAAAGGUUUCUGUGCUGGGAACCUCUGGUCUAUCAGGGUCAUAUGUCGAGCAAAGGGCAUAAAUUUGGCUUCUUUGAAAGUCUGGCUGUAGUUUGCUAGCCUACUCUAGUUUGGGUGUUUGUUUUUCAAUGUUUUAUUGUCUGUCUUCUCUCAAAUCCAAUAAAUUGUGGAUUUAAUGGCAAUUGAAUAAGAUCUCACAUUGACAAAUGAGUUCUCGGAAUUUAACUUC
Molecule: messenger RNA, 996 nt
Organism: Cucurbita moschata (crookneck pumpkin)
Lineage: Eukaryota; Viridiplantae; Streptophyta; Magnoliopsida; Cucurbitales; Cucurbitaceae
Product: succinate dehydrogenase subunit 5, mitochondrial-like
Exons: 4
Coding region: 110-829 (239 amino acids)
Biological process (GO): tricarboxylic acid cycle
Cellular component (GO): respiratory chain complex II (succinate dehydrogenase)
Source: RefSeq, a predicted model, not a curated record